UAUAUAUAUAUAUAUAUCGCGGUCAUUUUCAACUAAGUUCUUACCCUUCGCUUUGUUCAGCUUGCAGGUCUUGUUGAGUAGAUAACAUGGAGCCUCAGUGUGCAAUCAAGAAAGAUGCCACUGAAUUAAUUGGGAAUACCCCAAUGGUAUAUCUGAACAACAUUGUGGACGGGUGUGUAGCCCGUAUUGCUGCUAAGCUAGAGUACAUGCAACCUGGCUCUAGUGUCAAGGAUAGGAUAGCCUUGAGUAUGAUUGAAGAUGCUGAGAAUAAAGGCCUUAUUACACCUGGAAAGGUUAGUAAUGUUGAGAGUGUUCUUGUUGAGGCUACAAGUGGUAAUACCGGCAUUGGAUUGGCAUGUAUAGCAGCAUUAAAGGGCUAUAAACUUUUAGUGGCUAUGCCAUCUUAUGUGAGUCUUGAGAGAAGAAUUGUACUGCUAGCCUUUGGAGCUGAGGUAUAUCUGACAGACCCUGCCAAAGGAAUUGAUGGGAUUUUUCAGAAAACGGAAGAGCUAAUAGCCAAGACGCCUGGUAGUUAUAUGCUCCACCAAUUUGAAAAUCAUGCCAAUCCAAAGAUUCAUUAUGAGACCACUGGCCCUGAGAUUUGGAAAGAUUCGGGAGGGAAAAUUGAUGCUUUGGUUGCAGGGAUAGGAACCGCGGGAACAAUAACGGGUACUGGGAAUUUCCUCAAGGAGAAAAACCCGGAUAUUAAGGUGUAUGGUGUAGAACCAGCUGAAAGUGCAGUUCUAAAUGGAGGACAGCCAGGUAAGCACCUAAUUCAAGGGAUUGGUGCUGGUAUCAUUCCCACCAUUCUGGAUGUUAAUCUCCUAGAUGAAGUUAUUCAGGUUUCAAGUGAAGAAGCUAUAGAAACUGCUAAGCUGCUUGCCUUGAAAGAAGGUUUACUGAUGGGAAUUUCAUCAGGAGCUGCAGCAGCAGCUGCAAUUAAGUUGGGGAAGAGACCAGAAAAUGCAGGAAAGCUCAUUGUUGUGAUUUUUCCCAGUUAUGGAGAGCGUUACUUAUCUUCACCGCUGUUUGAAUCCAUUAGGCAUGAAGCUGAACAAAUGACAUUUGACUAAGAUGAACAAAUGGCUUAUAUAAGUACUAAGUAAUUGUUUGUUAAGCAAGCCCUACUGUCAUAAGUGCGCUCUAAAAUAAGUUGAAUAACGUUUGGGAUAGACACUUUGUAAAGUGCUUGUGUAGAAAUGUGAUUUUAAUAAAUCCUUAUUAUAAAAACAGAUAACUGCUUAUUU
Gastrolobium bilobum is the source of this 1247-nucleotide messenger RNA. RefSeq names its product cysteine synthase-like. Lineage: Eukaryota; Viridiplantae; Streptophyta; Magnoliopsida; Fabales; Fabaceae. Bases 87 to 1073 code for a protein of 328 amino acids. The record is from RefSeq and is a predicted model, not a curated record. Gene Ontology annotation, molecular function: cysteine synthase activity. Gene Ontology annotation, cellular component: cytoplasm. The transcript has 10 exons.